Necator americanus (New World hookworm) is the source of this 432-nucleotide messenger RNA. RefSeq lists its product as uncharacterized. The transcript is spliced from 2 exons. The record is from RefSeq and is a predicted model, not a curated record. Lineage: Eukaryota; Metazoa; Nematoda; Chromadorea; Rhabditida; Ancylostomatidae. The coding region runs from base 1 to 432 and encodes 143 amino acids.
AUGCUUAACAGAAUUAAGCAAGGUUUAGAUGAAGGACAGUCAUGCGAGCAAACAGGGUUACGAAAGUUAUUCACCACGACUAACCACAUUUACACUGUUUCGGAACUCAUCAAGGUAUUGCGAGAGUACAAAAUACCGCUACGUCCUACCUUUGUCGACUUCAAGAAGGCCUUCGAAUCAAAUACUUCGAGAGUGUGUCGUUACUUCUUAACGAGGAUUUCACAAGAAUUCUACAAUAAUAUCAUCAUUGACGUGAAGAAAGAGGUCCGACAGGAUGAUACAUUCUCACCUAAAAUAUUCAAGGCUACCCUCGAGAGCGCAAUGCGAAAGCUGGAAUGGGACGACGAUGAUUCGAUGCGAUGUUCACGCGUAACGAAUGGACCUCAUUCACGCUCAGAAGCUUCAGCUGAACGAACAUAUCCGAAUGCAUAG